GUGAAAUCGAAAAUUACGGACAAAGCGAUCAAUGAUGAUAUCACCGUGUCUUUGGUUGAAUUCAUGGCGUUCGAGGGUUUUUGGCACAGGAAUACGGACCAGCAGUGCCACACUGAGUUCGCCGCGAUCCACGAGCAGCAGUUUUUUCAGAAGAUCGCUAUCAAGGACAUCGGUCGCAUCAGGAGGUCGAAGGGCGAGACCACGUCCCAUUCCACCCUCACCGUGGACGAGGAGAAGUCGGAGCUCGAUGCGGAGGUGAAGCGCAGGGGGGCCGCGAAGUCGAAGAAGGGGACUUCGGAGAGGGGCGGCAAGCAGAAGCUGUUCAACCCCAAGGCCGGGCUCAACAUUGACGACGCCACCAGGGAGCGCGUGUUGCCAGUGAAGGACGACAUCGGCAAGAUGGAGCCCGUCUUGUUCAUGGAGCUGAAGCGGCACUGGUCUGAGAUGGCUGCUCACGUGCACUCGGGUUUCAUGGCUACUGGGUCAGGUGUAGUGCACCAGCUCAGGCUCGGCGCCGACUGCAACAAGACUACGUUCGCUGAGGUCGUCGAGAGGCUCCACGGCAACAUGACCACCAUCGAGAACACGAAGAAGAAAGUGCACGCGCAGUUGGAUGGCCUCCGCUACCUCACCGAGAAGGGCGGCCACGGCAGGGCGAUCGAGUACAUGAGCCACUGCAACAAGCGCGUGAAGAUUCAGCGGAGGCUCAUGAAGGCCAGCUUCUCGAAGGAGUUCGCGGACAACGUCUCCAGGGCGCUCUACGCCCAGCGGGGCGAUGCAGAGUACAAGUCGCUGACGGCCGAGACCGAGAAGAGCAAGGGCGGAAAAGCUAAGAAGCCUCUGUUGUUCAAUGCGACCGUGGAGAAGAACUGCGGCUUCGACGCGGCGAAGGCCAUCUUGUGGGACGAUUCGGACUCAGCUGAGCUCAAGAUGAUCAACAGAAUGAUCGACGCCAACGUUGAUGCUAUCAACGCGAAGGUGGAGAUCCACACCAACAGCUUCACGACGAGGGGCCAGAACUGGCUGGGCUGCCAGGGCCGCGUCGCGGCCGACUGGGUGCAGACGGAGACCGAUUUCGGCAUCGACGACUUCGUGGACUUCUGCAAAGGUGGGUUCUCGCCGUGGCUGGUGUCGGUCAGAGUGGACGCGCCAAGGUGGGGGCCAUCUUCCAUGCCCCUCAUGGGGCUCGAGUGCACGAUCGUGGCGAUGAGCUCGGACCUCUACGCGAUGCUUCACCAGGCCAGCAGCGUCCUCUCGUGCGGGGUCUCGCUGAAAGACUACUUGAAGUUCAUGGAGACGGACGAAGCCCAGUGCAGCUUGAAAGAAUCGAUGCUCGUCCGUCUCCAG
Messenger RNA from Prorocentrum cordatum, 1347 nucleotides. NCBI's taxonomy places the organism in Eukaryota, Dinophyceae, Prorocentrales, Prorocentraceae. The record is from the annotation of a GenBank genome assembly.